AUAACGACUCCCACCCAUUACAUUUUCACUUUUGUAAAAUGACUUUUACUUAGCGCUCCUAGUCACUUUUUUAAAUUUUUUUUAAUUUUGUAAUAUCAGGACUUUAUUCUCCUAAUAUUGCAACUGUGGCAUUUUGCUAUAUUUCUGUGUCUUUAUUUUUGUAGUAUUUUGAUUUUUGGCUCUGUAAAAAUGUAGAUUUUCACCCUUAUUGCAACAUUAUUCACCUCAGAUGACCUUUCUUCAGCGUUUGACCAUCCAUCCAUUUUCUUAACCGCUUAUCCUCACAAGGGUCACGGGGAGUGCUGGAGCCUAUUCCAGCUGUCAACGGGCGGGAUACACCCUGAGCUGGUUGCCAGCCAAUUUAGAGUGCCCAAUCAAUGUUGCAUUGAAUGAAUGUUGUUUGGAAUGUGGGAGGCCUAACGGAGUGCCCGGAAAAAAAAACACACGCAGGCCCGGGGAGAACAUGCAAGCUCCACGCAGGCGGGUACGGGAUCGAACCCGGGACCUCUGAACUGUGAGGCCAACCCUUUACCAGCUGCUUCACUGUGCUGGCCUCGACCAUACAGUAUUCUUAAAAUAAAAACAACAAAAAAAAAAAAGAAUAUUAGAAAAUCAAAGUUAAAGCUGGUAACAAACAUCCAUCCAUUUUCUUUGCCGCUUAUCCUCAUGAGGGUCACGGGAAGUGCUGGAGCCUAUCCCAGCUGUCAACGGGCAGGAGGCGGGGUACACCCUGAACUGGUUGCCAGCCAGUCGCAGGGCACAUCGAGACAAACAGGUGCCCUCACAAUCGCACCUAGGGGCAAUUUAGAGUGUUGCAUGUUUUUGGGAUGCAGGAGGAAACCCACGCAUGCACGGGGUGAACAUGCAAACUCCACGCAGGCGGGUACGGGACUCGAACCCGGGACCUCAGAACUGUGAGGCCAACGCGCCGCAAGUAGCAAAAGUGAAAGAAACGCUUGUACAGGCACCUCCCUGCCAUAAACACUGGGGAAAUUCCCCCAGGUGGAACUUGACAAACAAAGUGUACACACCCCAGAAAAAGGAAGUAGUCACGUAGACAAAAACAGAGGAAGUGCGCUGUAUAAAAGCAGAAGCGGAGGAAACGGCAGAAAGAUCGAGGCUGACUAGUUGGAAGACAAGAAGAAGAAGACGACGACUGUGAUACUAAACUGGACUGCUUGCGUGCCUGGUUGUGAUUGCACAUUGACGAAGACCAUGGGUUUUGGCGACAUCACCAAGGUUGACACCACCGGGGCAUCCAAGAAAACAUCUGCGCAAGAUGGGCUGACGUACGACGGUGUGCCGGCGUCCAACAAGAUGGCGCAAACAGAUCUGGGCAGGAUGAACAAUUACAAGGCCAUCAUCCAGAACGUAGGAGCGCAAAAGGGAAUCGAUCCUGCCAUCAUCGCUGGCAUCAUCUCCAGAGAGUCCAGGGCUGGAAACGUACUGAAUAAUGGCUGGGGAGACCACGGCAACGCCUGGGGACUCAUGCAGAUUGAUAAAAAGUAUCACACUCCGCGAGGUGGAUGGGACAGCGAGGAGCACCUCAGCCAGGGCACGGAUAUCCUGAUCGAUUUUAUCAAUCAGGUCAAGGACAAGUUCCGCGACUGGACUGCAGAGCAGCAACUCAAAGGCGGGAUCGCGGCUUACAACAUUGGGGUGGGAGACGUGCGAACCUACGAAAGGAUGGACCUGGGCACCACGGGAGACGACUACUCCGGCGACGUCGUUGCCAGAGCUCAGUGGUACAAAACCCAAGGGGGCUUUUAACACUAGUCAAGUGUGAAUAAACACGAGUCAAACCUGGACUCUGUUCAAGCCUCGACCAC
Syngnathoides biaculeatus (alligator pipefish) is the source of this 1829-nucleotide messenger RNA. RefSeq names its product lysozyme g-like. Bases 1216 to 1770 code for a protein of 184 amino acids. The record is from RefSeq and is a predicted model, not a curated record. Lineage: Eukaryota; Metazoa; Chordata; Actinopteri; Syngnathiformes; Syngnathidae. Gene Ontology annotation, cellular component: extracellular region. Gene Ontology annotation, biological process: peptidoglycan catabolic process; defense response to Gram-positive bacterium. The transcript has 6 exons. Gene Ontology annotation, molecular function: lysozyme activity.